Molecule: messenger RNA, 1113 nt
Organism: Emericellopsis cladophorae
Lineage: Eukaryota; Fungi; Ascomycota; Sordariomycetes; Hypocreales; Bionectriaceae
Product: Conidiophore development protein-like protein
Exons: 3
Coding region: 1-1113 (370 amino acids)
Biological process (GO): intracellular signal transduction
Molecular function (GO): protein serine/threonine kinase activator activity
Source: RefSeq, a predicted model, not a curated record
AUGUCGUUUCUCUUCGGUCGCGCAAAGUCACGUCCGACCGCAGAUCUGGGCAAGCAAGCACGGGAACACAUAUCCAGACUCGAUGGCCCAAAUGGACCGGCCAAGGCUGAGGAGCUGGCAAGGGUGCUCAGUCAAAUGAAAAUCUUGUUGCAAGGCACCCAAGAAUCUGAGAGCUCUCCCGAACAGAUCUACCAGCUUGUCACUGGCCUCAUCGACGAGGACCUCCUCCACCUCCUCGCUGUAAACCUCUACCGUCUACCCUUCGAAGCCCGCAAAGAUACCCAGGUCAUCUUUUCAUACGUCUUUCGAUUCCGACCGGCUGCUGCGGCACCUAAAAGCGACCCACUGGCGUUAUCUUAUGUUGUCUGCAACCGUCCGCAGGUUCUGGUGGAGUUGUGUCGGGCCUACGACCACAAGGAGAGCGCGACCCCAGCCGGCUCAGUGCUACGCGAGUUACUCAAGAAUGAGGCGGCGGCGGCCAUUAUUCUUUACGAUGAUGAAAACUUGCCCGGUUCCAGUAGCAAGGGGCUGAAUGCCAUUGACCGCGAUCGGCCACAGAGUGGCAGGGGCGUGUUCUGGAGGUUCUUUGAAUGGGUCGACAAGAGUUCCUUUGAGGUGGCAGCUGAUGCUUUCACUACAUUCCGAGAGCUACUCACCCGGCACAAGGAAUUGGUACCUCAAUAUCUCAAAGUCAACUUUAAUCUGUUCUUCGAACGAUACAACAACGUCCUCCUCCAGUCCAAAUCCUACGUCACAAAACGCCAAUCGAUCAAGCUGCUGGGAGAGAUCCUCUUAGACCGGGCCAACUACAAUGUCAUGAUUGCGUAUGUGGAGAGUGGUGAGCACCUCAAGAUAUGCAUGAACCUCUUGCGCGAUGAGCGCAAAAUGGUCCAAUACGAGGGCUUUCACGUCUUCAAGGUCUUCGUGGCCAAUCCCCACAAGUCCAUUGCCGUGCAAAAAAUCCUCAUUAUGAACCGAGACCGACUGCUCAACUUCUUGGCGCAUUUCCUGGAAGAUCGAACAGAUGAUGAGCAGUUCAUCGACGAAAGAGAGUUCCUGAUCAAACAAAUCAGGAACCUGCCCCCUGCACCGGUACCGCCGCCUCAACGAUGA